Messenger RNA from Amoebophrya sp. A120, 2618 nucleotides. Lineage: Eukaryota; Dinophyceae; Syndiniales; Amoebophryaceae. The record is from the annotation of a GenBank genome assembly.
GGAACGAUCGCCGGAAGUUACGAAGAAUCAUGCUACUUACUAACAUAUCUAGCCAGCGUUUUUUUUAAGGUUUUCUUUCUCUAGGGGGUGGACAAAACAAACUGUACAUACUUUGUGUUGAACUCGGGAAUUGUUCUUUUCAAUUUUACCUGUACACUAUCGAUUUUCAAAAAACACUUGUCAUAUAAUUUUUUACGCACAUGUUGGGAUUGAGACCGCCGUUUGGUUCGGCUUCAAUUGCCGCGAAUGUACCACUCGAUAGCAACGGGUUCCCAGUCCAGCGAUUUUCUACGCGGUAUCACAGAGGGCAGAAUCCUCGCGUGUGGGGCCACGACACCGGAUUCACUGACAGCGUCUAUAGUGAUGGAGAAGUCAGGAGAAGAAGUAUCAAGGCUAGCGCGAGUUCUUUUCGUUCAACAAUUCGAUGUGGUUUAUCUGUCUUCCUCGCAAAGACGAAAUGCUGUUUCCAAAAGACACUGGAAGGCUGUAAGUACAACAGCUUGUUCCUGCAAUCUUCAUCUUUCAAAAAAAAACAAAGGUACGGGCAGCAUGCUCCGGAAGCGGUCACCGCAGUGGUCCGCCUUCCAGGAUAGCCUCGGCCAGGAGAUGGGCGAAUUCAAGAACGUGGCGAACACGAGUGUGAUGAGCUUUUCCCCAAGGUCACUUUCCCCAAGAGAACGACAGCGCAAAGAGCAGAAUUUGGAGCCUUGGGAAUUCAAAGCGCCGCUGAGACAGGAAAUCAAGGACCUGCGAAAUCACAAAUUUUGGCACGUGACGCUCGACUACAAACCGAAACCGACGUCGGUGAACGGCUACUGUACAGAUAUGAUGAUGUGACGCACCUUUUUUUCGUUGUAUUUGUCAGUCAUGUAGUUGAAGUUGAACUAUAAGACGAAGACGGGUUUGACCUUGAGUAACAAACUGCACAUCAAAGGAGCCUUAUCACUCGCUUAAAAACAUCAUCACGUGCAGGGCAUUUCCAGAACAGCUUCAAGCCCUGCACCCAGCUGACGGAUUUGCCACGGCGGCCGGGAACGCCACCCUCUCCGCGUGAUGAGUUCGAUGCCAGCGAGCACAUCGGCGCCUUGAGUUCGCCGGAGUUGAGCCGUAUUGUUUGUUCUCUUGCUCUAAGAAUGGAUACAGUAAACAGUUUUUUGUUUCGUCAAACUCGUGUAAUUUUUGCUCCCACAGCCAUCCUUUCAUUUGCUUACCCUACACGUACACACCAUUUUCAUAACGACAAGCCAUAGACAAGCCAUAUACGUUCUAAAAGGAUAGGGGGGCGUGCUUAAAUGAAUUACAACACCAAAAUGAAAUAGCCCGUCACUCCCCGCGUUCCCGGAGUCCACGGUCUCCCCGAAGGUCGCCAGUGCCGGAGCUCGACACCAGGCGGCUUGUGCGAACGAUGGAUACGCUGUCAAAGAAGCCGGAGCACAUUGGAGAGGAGUUUGCGCACUUUGCAAGGGAAAAAAAGAGACACCUCGCCAACGUGUCUCACACCCGGGUGCUCUUCGACCAGAGCAAGCAUGGCGGCGGUCUCUCCAGUCGCAGUCACGGCGGGACACAGAGCGAAAAGCACAUCCGCUUAGCGGAGUCGAUUACAAGUACUAAAAUAUGAAUGUCAAUGUGGUCUCUUCUAUUUUAUAGAUGAUGAAACGAGAGAAAACUUGUUGCGUAGGUAGCAGCAGUCUUGUUUUAUUCGCAGAAGGGUGGACCUCAUAGUCAUACUCCACUUCUGGUUUACGGCACUUAUUCUCCCAAAAAUGUGAAAUCGAAAAUGAAAAUUCGGCAGGACUGAGCGGCCCUACUGCGCAAAGUUACAACGAUAAAAAGCGUGCACCCAUGCGGCGUUACCGAAAGUACCUGACAGCCUCCCUGAGUUCCGUACGAAAACCAACAUCGCAAAUUCCGGAGAUGGUAGAUUCCCUAGGCCCGGUGCGGAGGGAAGGCUACUGGUGGCGGGAACCGAAGCCAAAAGAGUGGGGUUUCUAGUGGAAUCAGAAACCGUAUUGGCAAUGUUUUUUUGAUUGAUCAUGUACCAAAACCAAAUUGCUUGCCACUAGUAGGCUUUUUUGUAUUAAAGUAAAAAAAAUGACCUUAAAGUAGUAAGCUUGUACAAUGAAAAACACCUAGGGCCACCUAAAGGUGUUUUCCUCUUAUUUUCUUCAUUUUUGCUUAAUAACAUUCAAUCGACGUAGUUGCGGCAUGCUUUUUUUGGCAAUGUCAGCAAUCAAAACCGCUUUCAUUCGUUGCAAAGACCGCACUCGCCACGAGUACGACCGGAAACGAGGUGCUGCACACAGACAACUUGUACGAUACCCCUUGUAUGUUUUGGCGUUGCUCGAACCGAGCGAGAAAUUUUUAUUUUCUCAGAGAAAUAAACAAAAAGAAAGCCACCGACCUACAAAAUCCGGACGCAGCCAUGGUUGCCCUUCGUGGUAUCAUGUGUGAGUCAACCGCCCAGCAGCGUCCACGCGUAAGUAUCCAAUAUGUUCGCACGAAACAGCAGAAUCUUUAUCUUUUGGCUUUGCUGACGGUGCGUUCUGAGAACAAGCUGAAGACGAGUCCCCACGAGCGAGUGGGUUUAACGGCGAUCUUCGGUGUCGUGUUUUCAAACU